AACUCAGCGGAUCAGGCAGCAUCUGUGGAGAAGAUAGAUACAAAGUGCUGGAGUAACUCAGCGGGUCAGGCAGCAUCUGUGGAGAGAAUGAAUGGGUGACAUUUUGGGUCGAGACCCUUCUUUGGUUUAGUCCGCGCCGACCAGCGAUCACCCCGUACACUAGCACUAUCUUACGCACAUUAGGAACAAUUUAACAGUUUUUCGGAGGCCGAGUAAUCUACAACCCUGAACGUCUUUGAAAUGUUGGAGGAAACCGGAGCGCCCGGAGUAAAACCCCACGCAGGUCAAGGGGAGAACGUGCAAACUCCUCACAGACAGCACCCGUAGUCAGGAUCAUACCCGGGUCUCUGGCGGUGAGGCAGCAACUGUACCGCUGCGUCACUGUGCCGCGCAUAAUUAUAUAAGUUUCCUCCGCCAUAAACGCACCCAAUAUGUGCUAGUAAUGUCCUGUUUGCCAGCUUGUUGACCAUCUGUGUUCCCCUCCUGCAGGGUUUAGGAGCUGUUGCUGUGGACGGAGAGACAGGGACGCGAGCGGCCAUUGAAGGCGGCCAGGGUGCCGGUGAGCCCCCCCCCCCACCCCCAUCUGCUCGGUGUGCGGCUGAGCUUCGAUGGAGGACCACAUGACGGGGCACAACAAGGAGAAGCUUUAUGAGUGCGACGUGUGUGGCAAGGCCUGGCGGAGCCCGAGUCUGCUGGAGAUCCACCAGCGGGUGCACACAGGAGAACGCCCCUUCGACUGCUCAGAGUGCGGCAAGAGCUUCUCCCGCUAUGAAAACCUGCAGCGGCACAAGAGUGUGCACUCCAGCGAGAGGCCCUUCACCUGCUCCGACUGCGGCAAGAGCUUCAAGGUGGCGAAUAACCUGAAGAGACACCGAAAAGUGCACACGGGCGAGAAGCCCUAUGGCUGCUGCUCCACCUGCGGCAAGAGCUUUACCCGGUUGUAUGGGCUGCAGGUGCACCGGCGGAUACACACGGGCGAGAAGCCCUAUGGCUGCUCCACCUGUGGCAAGAGCUUUACCCGGUUGUAUGGGCUGCAGGAGCACCGGCGGGUGCACAGCAGUGAGCUGCCCUUCACCUGCUCUGACUGCGGAAAAGGCUUCAAGUCGUCGCCAGACCUGAAGGUGCACAGGCGCCUGCACACUGGGGAGCGGCCCUAUACCUGCAGCGAAUGUGGCAAGGGCUUCACCCGCUUCAGAAACAUGCUGGGGCAUCAACGCACCCACACCGGCGAGCGUCCCUACACCUGCACCCAGUGCGGUAAGGGCUUCACCCAGUCCACCAACCUGCUGUACCACCAGCGCACCCACACCGGGGAACGGCCCUACACCUGCAGCGACUGCGGCAAGGACUUCAGCCGCUCCGACAGCCUGCUGUACCACCAGCGCACCCACACCGGCGAGCGCCCCUACACCUGCGCCCAGUGCGGCAAGGGCUUCACUAAGUCCAGUCACCUGCUGUCCCACCAGCGCAUCCACACCGGGGAACAGCCCUACACCUGCAGUGACUGCGGCAAGGGCUUCAGCCGCUCCGACAGCCUGCUGUACCACCAGCGCACCCACACCGGCGAGCGCCCCUACACCUGCGCCCAGUGCGGCAAGGGCUUCACUCGGUCCGGCAGCCUGCUGGAGCACCAGCGCACCCACACCCGCGAGCGCCCCUUUACCUGCGUCCAGUGUGGCAAGGGCUUCACUCGCUCCUACAAGCUGCUGUCCCACCAGCGGGUGCACGCCGGCGACCGUCCCGUCCCCAGCCCGGUGUGUGGAGAGCGCUUUGCCAUGGCUUCCCGCACCCUGUCUCACCAGCACGUGCACACCAGUGGCCAGCCCUACGACUGCCCGUAUUGUGGUGAGGAGUUUGACAGCUCACGGGGGUUGCGGCAGCACCGGAGGACCCACGCCGGCGAGCAGCUGCUCCCACUGUGACAAGAGAUCACGGGGGCUGCAGGAGCACCAGCGGUUACACACCGGAGAGAGACCCUUUGUGUGCGCUGAAUGUGGCACGGGCUUCACCCGGCUUGACCACCUGCUGGAGCACAGGCGAGUCCACACCGGCCAGCGCCCCUUCACCUGCCCACUCUGCGGCAAGGCCUUUGCCCACUCCUCCAGCCUGCUGGCACACCACCAUGUGGAUAAGUGCUGUUUAGGUAAACACAAAAUGCUGGAAGGUAUGGGUAAUGUUUCAGGGUCAAGACCCAUAUUCAGUGCCGACCCGAAACGUCACCCAUUCCUUGUCUCCAGAGAUGUUGCCUGACCCGCUGAGUUACUCCAGCACUCUGAAAUGUCACCUAUACAUGUUCUCCAGAGAUGCCUGACCCGCUGAGUUACUUCAGCACUUUGUGUUAAUCAUAGAGUGAUACAAUGUGGAACCAGGCCCUUCGGCCCAACUUGCCCACACCAACCCAACAUGUCCCAGCUACACUAGUCCCACCUGCCUGUGUUUGGUCCAUAUCCCUCCAAACUUGUCCUAUCCAUGUAACUGUCUUUCUUGGGAUAGCCACAGCCUCAACUACCUCCUCUGACAGUUUGUUCCAUACUCCCACCA
Molecule: messenger RNA, 2541 nt
Organism: Leucoraja erinaceus (little skate)
Lineage: Eukaryota; Metazoa; Chordata; Chondrichthyes; Rajiformes; Rajidae
Product: gastrula zinc finger protein XlCGF57.1-like
Exons: 1
Coding region: 609-1922 (437 amino acids)
Biological process (GO): regulation of transcription by RNA polymerase II
Cellular component (GO): nucleus
Molecular function (GO): DNA-binding transcription factor activity, RNA polymerase II-specific; RNA polymerase II transcription regulatory region sequence-specific DNA binding
Source: RefSeq, a predicted model, not a curated record